AUGGCGUCGCGCGCAGCAAAAGCAGAGGCGCAGCCCUCUGCUGCACGAGGGCCUCUUCUGUGUGGGGUCCCCACACCCCCUGCUGCUGCUGCUGCUGCUGCUGCUGCUGCAGCUGCUGCUGCUCCGGCAGCAGCAGGGGGCCUCCCUGCUGCUGCUGCAAGCAGCGGAGUAGGAGGGCACCUGGGCGCUGGCAGCACCCUGGGGGCCCCUGGGGGGCCCCACACAGCCCCCAAUGUAGCAGCACAGUCUUCGCCUGCUUCUCGCGUGUCUUCUGUAGAGCUCUUUGCUUCAAGCGAUGAAGAGAAUAUGUCUGCUAUCAGCAGCAGCGUAGCAGGGGCCCCUAGGGGGGGGGCCCCCUUGGGGGCCCCAGCAGCAGCAGCCACCAUGCAGCGAGCGGGGGCCCUGGGGGGCCCCACAGAUCAGCAUAAACAUCUAAUAGGCGCAGGGGGCCUACAGGGUAUACCUGGGGGCCCCCAGGGGGCCCCCCAUUACGCAGGGGGCCCCCUUGCAACGGGGCCUCAGGGACCGGUGGGUUUGCCUGGGGCGUGGGGCCCCCGGCAGGGGGCCCCCGGGGGCCCCCACCCUUCUUAUCGUUUGUAG
Molecule: messenger RNA, 600 nt
Organism: Eimeria acervulina
Lineage: Eukaryota; Apicomplexa; Conoidasida; Eucoccidiorida; Eimeriidae
Exons: 1
Coding region: 1-600 (199 amino acids)
Source: RefSeq, a predicted model, not a curated record